Messenger RNA from Scleropages formosus (Asian bonytongue), 2307 nucleotides. RefSeq names its product solute carrier family 7 member 9 (gene slc7a9). The transcript has 13 exons. Lineage: Eukaryota; Metazoa; Chordata; Actinopteri; Osteoglossiformes; Osteoglossidae. Gene Ontology annotation, biological process: amino acid transmembrane transport. Gene Ontology annotation, cellular component: membrane. Bases 214 to 1704 code for a protein of 496 amino acids. Gene Ontology annotation, molecular function: L-amino acid transmembrane transporter activity. The record is from RefSeq and is a predicted model, not a curated record.
GCACAUGCACGACACAUGCAUGUACUUGACAGAAUCGCCUCGAUCAUACAUGCAAACGAGUGAACGAUUAAUCAAUCGCGCAUCAUCCCGCAGCGCUUUGCAGCCCGGACACCUGAGCGCGUCCCCGCCGCCGCCCGCGAGCGCGAGCUCCUCUGUCUGAGGCGCGCGCGCACCUCCUCCUGCCGCAAGUGGACGAGCUGUCGGCUGAGAACCAUGGAUGAAGACAUCGGGAAGAAAAAGAACUCCUGCAACGGCGAUGUGUCGUCCGGCACGGUGUCACAACCCCAGCAAGGUGACGGAGAAGUGAAGGCUGCCAUGCUACGCAAGGAUGUGGGGUUGUUCAGUGGGAUCUGCCUCAUUGUGGGAACAAUGAUUGGUUCUGGGAUCUUCAUCUCCCCAAAGGCAGUUCUGGCUACAACGGGUGCGGUGGGACCAUGUCUGUGCGUGUGGGCUGCCUGUGGGGUCCUAGCGACCCUGGGUGCCCUGUGUUAUGCGGAACUUGGAACCAUGAUCACCAAGUCUGGAGGAGAAUAUCCAUAUUUAAUGGAAGGGUUUGGCCCCAUCAUUGCCUAUCUCUACUCCUGGACCACCAUCAUGGUCCUGAAACCCUCCUCUUUCGCUAUCAUCGCCCUCAGCUUCGCUGAAUAUGCAGGCACUCCUUUCUACCCAGGCUGCAUUCCUCCGUUGGUGGUCAUAAAGUGUCUGGCAGCUGCCUCUAUCUUGUUGAUCACAAUAGUGAACUGCAUCAGUGUGAAACUCGCCAGCUAUGUACAGAACAUCUUCACUGCCGCAAAGCUCUUCAUUAUUCUCGUCAUCAUACUGGCUGGGAUUGUGCUGCUGGCGCAAGGAAAAACAAAAAAUCUAACAAAUACCUUUGACGGAGCUUCAACUUCUUUUGGAAACAUUGGCCUGGCAUUCUACAAUGGACUGUGGGCUUAUGAUGGGUGGAAUCAGCUGAACUUCAUCACAGAGGAGCUUAAAAAUCCAUACCGGAACCUUCCCCUGGCAAUCAUUAUAGGGAUUCCUCUGGUGACCAUCUGCUACAUCCUUGUAAACGUUGCCUAUUUCACCGUUAUGACCCCCACCGAGCUACUGCAGUCCCCAGCGGUGGCUGUGACAUUUGGCGAUCGGGUCCUCUACCCAGUGUCCUGGGUGGUCCCACUUUUUGUGGUGUUUUCCACGUUUGGGGCCGCAAAUGGGAGCUGCUUUACUGCUGGCAGGCUCACUUAUGUGGCAGGGCGGGAAGGACACAUGGUGAAAAUUCUCUCAUAUAUCAGCCUGAAGCGCUGCACACCAGCUCCUGCGGUCAUGUUCAAUGGCUUCCUCACCAUCCUGUACAUCAUGCCUGCAGACAUUAACACGCUCAUCAAUUACUUCAGCUUUGCCCAGUGGGUCUUUUAUGGGCUCACAGUGCUGGUGCUCAUUGUCAUGCGCUUCACCAGGAAGGAGUGGAACAGACCGGUCAAGGUGCCUAUUAUCAUUGCUGUGCUGGUGUUCCUGGUGUCCUGCUAUCUAGUCCUCGCUCCUAUUGUUGACAAGCCUGAGGUGGAGUAUCUCUACUGCACCAUCUUCAUUUUCAGUGGGAUGAUAUUUUACUUCCCUUUCGUUCACUGCAAAUUAUCCUGGACGAGGAAAAUCAUGAGACCGAUCACCAUGCACCUUCAGUUGCUCAUGGAAGUCGUCCCACCCGAGAAGAUUGAAUGAAUCAAACGGGGACACUUCUAAGAAUAUCGGAGGAAUGCAAUUCCAGAAGUGCAAAAAUUAUAGAAACAUGCAUGAAGUCAGUCGACAAUAAUGCCCAGAAACACACAUUAAAUGGGCAAUGAGACAAUAACUGGUCUAAAUCUCCAACCAGUCUAUAGAUGCAGUAACACCUCAAUGUUCUGUACCAUAUGCUCUCAAACUUUUCAGACAACUCAUGCACUUUCCGUGUGAUUUUAACUUCAUUCAACUUCAUUCCCUGUUCUCAUGAAUUAAUUUUAUAUGUUUGUUUUAAAAUUGUUAAUGUGUAAUCUGUUGUCGGCCUUUGAUUUGCCUUCUUUAUGCAACUGGUAACAGAGACAAAGCAGCUUAUUUUACCAAUUUUGUUUAUGUCCUCCAUGAACUGACUUAAUUUAUAAUUAUUCUAUAACAUAUAUACAUAAGGAUGAAAACAUGGAUUAAGAAGCUACACUGUAACUAAUGUACAAUUUCUACUGUAUUUGCAUGGAAUAUUCAUAACUGAGUUUGUGUCUCUCUCCCUCCCCCCGUUUUUGAAAAGGCAUAUGCUUAUACAUAUUCUCAAAGUCACACCUAAAAAUAAACAUU